This is a messenger RNA of Mugil cephalus (flathead mullet), 2420 nucleotides long. RefSeq names its product glycerol-3-phosphate dehydrogenase [NAD(+)], cytoplasmic. Gene Ontology annotation, cellular component: glycerol-3-phosphate dehydrogenase (FAD) complex; cytosol. Lineage: Eukaryota; Metazoa; Chordata; Actinopteri; Mugiliformes; Mugilidae. The coding region runs from base 16 to 1197 and encodes 393 amino acids. Gene Ontology annotation, biological process: carbohydrate metabolic process; glycerol-3-phosphate catabolic process. Gene Ontology annotation, molecular function: NAD binding; protein homodimerization activity; glycerol-3-phosphate dehydrogenase [NAD(P)+] activity. The record is from RefSeq and is a predicted model, not a curated record. The transcript is spliced from 8 exons.
UUGGCCUUGGCUGUAAUGGGCGGGUCGGUGUCUCCCCUCGGUCGGGCCAAUAAAAUCAGAGUGGCCGUCUGCUGUGGCUUACAUAACCGGACUGCAGUCAGCGCAGCUUCGCCUUCCACUCAGCGGGUGUACCUCUUCACAAUGGCAGCUCCGAAGAAAGUCUGCAUCGUGGGCUCUGGAAACUGGGGCUCUGCUAUUGCCAAGAUCGUGGGUGCCAAUGCUGCUCAGAAUUCAAAAUUUGACAGCACCGUAAAGAUGUGGGUGUUUGAGGAGAUGGUGAACGGACGCAAGCUCACUGAAAUAAUCAACACUGACCAUGAAAAUGUGAAGUAUCUUCCCGGACACAAGCUGCCAGCUAAUGUGGUGGCGGUGCCGGAUCUGGUGGAGGCGUCCAGCGAUGCGGAUAUUUUAGUGUUUGUGAUUCCACACCAGUUUAUCGGGAGAGCGUGUGACACCAUUAAGGGCAAAAUAAAGAGCGACGCACUGGGAAUGUCUCUUAUCAAGGGGGUUGACGAGGGGCCAGAUGGACUCAAACUCAUCUCCGAUGUGAUCCAGGAGAAGCUCGGUAUCACCAUGAGUGUGCUGAUGGGCGCCAACAUUGCAAAUGAGGUUGCUGAUGAGAAGUUUUGUGAGACCACAAUCGGCUGUAAGAAUAAAAACCACGGAGCUCUGCUGAAGGAACUCAUGCAGACUGACAACUUCAGGGUCACUGUAGUGGAGGAGUACGAUGUGGUGGAAAUAUGUGGAGCCCUGAAGAACAUCGUUGCUGUCGGUGCAGGUUUCUGUGACGGUCUGGGCUUUGGGGACAACACCAAGGCGGCAGUGAUCAGGCUGGGCCUGAUGGAGAUGAUCGCCUUCGCCCGCAUUUUCUGCACCGCCGGGCCCGUGUCCUCUGCAACCUUCCUGGAGAGCUGCGGCGUGGCCGACCUCAUCACCACCUGCUACGGUGGACGCAACCGCAAAGUGGCUGAAGCUUUUGUGAAGACGGGGAAGUCCAUCGAGGAACUGGAGAAAGAGAUGCUAAAUGGUCAGAAGCUGCAGGGACCCGCCACAGCAGCUGAGGUCUACCUCAUACUGAAGCACAAAAACCUGAUCGACAAGUUCCCACUGUUCAAUGCAGUGUAUCAGAUCUGCUUCCAGGGCCACCCAGUCACCGAGUUCAUAAGCUGUUUGCAGAACCACCCAGAGCACAUGUAGGGAGGGGAGGGGGGUUGACAGAGUGCCUGCUUAAUGGAGAACAUGACCACAUUUCUGCCACUUGUCAGAAAUGGAUGGAGGAUGACGAGUCACUCCACAGCUGUCAUGCGACUAAACGGCUCCGACCUGUGAAUCCAUUUACACUUUGUCCUUAACGUUCGGUUUCUGACAUGUAUAUUUUUUAAGUGCUUUCUUUAAUUUACGGCGUGUACUAAAAAACUUGAAGAGAACUGCUGGGAGUUUUUUCUCCCCCCGUGUGAUGAUCCGAUUGCUCUUUUCGCUUCGGAUUUUUAGAAAUCAAAAUGCAACGCGUCAGUUUUUGAAUUGCGACACUAAUAGACAGAUAUCCUGACUAACACAGCUCGGUUUGCACUUGAGAAAAUGUGACAUGAACUGCCAGUCGUACAAUGUUUAGACGGUCCUGAAUAAUGCCCCCAGAUUGCCACGGGGCCGAGCACUCAGGGCAGAGAGCUUCUGUAGGGACUGAUCCAACUCUAACACUGAUGUUGCCGUCCAGUGAACGCCUGUUCAUCGCAAAUCAUUUACUUGUAGAUGUGAUACCUCACCUCGUCAUGUCUUUGUAUGCUUUAAGUGUCUUACAUAAUUCACUGACAUUUCUCGUCUUGUACUGUAUAUCAACUGUCAAUGGCAUAGCAACUGUUUUUAACAUAAAAAAAUAAUGUGCCUUAAGAUGCACGGUUGCUAUGUUUUGGCCUGUUUUUUUUUUUUCUUCCCCUUUUGUAAACCCAAUGCUUUAAAAAAGGAUUUAAAUUUAAACCGAUACCAUUACAUCUCACAUUGUGGCUAUAUGGCAGGUUUGUACCUAUGUGACAGAGAUUUGGGGGAAGUGAGGAGUCGCAAAACACGUCUAGCACAAAAAGUUUUUUUUUUCAUGACGCUGCAGAUCCUUAACUUGAGGAAAAGGCCGUUUUUCAGUGUCUACUUUCUGUAAACAUUUAAAAUGAACUCAUUUGACCUGCUAGAAGUUGUUUUGUGGGACUGAAUCUCUGGAACAGAGGAGGUGGAGAGUGAAGUUGACCCAUGUAGUCACACUUCAGGUAAAUUAUGAGAGGUUUAAAUAAACUGGAACGAUCCUUUUAACUAAACAUCCAUCCACUAUUUGUUGUUGUGAUACCGUCUGAUUCAGUUUUCAUUCAGUUACAUGUAAUAUGUGUUGGAAAUGAUCCAAACAUUUGCCUGAAUAAAUUAAUUCUGGUGUCAAA